UGCUUUCUUGACGGUCAGCCAGUCUUAAGUAAGUGAAAGCUCGGGCUGGAGAAAUUUGAAAGCGGUGCCAUCUCAGGGUCGGACUUGCUGAACAGUCAUCGUCAGGGAUCCACGUUUCUGUGCUGGCAGAACCGAGCCGUGCGUGGAUGACUGCGUGGCGCCGGGACACCUCAGAGGACGCGAUUCUCCAAGUGUGAAUUCAUGGAAUAAAGCAGCCAUCAUGUCGGGGAAAUCGGAGGGGAAGAAGAAGUGGGCGGCCGUCCGCGGGCGCCUGGGCUCCUCGCAGGACUCGGACACCCAGCAGGAGGCCAACCUGGAGAGCGCCGACCCGGAGCUCUGCAUCCGCCUGCUGCAGGUCCCCACCGUGGUCAACUACUCGGGGCUGAAGCGGCGCCUGGAAGGCAGCGACCAGACGUGGAUGGUCCAGUUCCUGGAGCUGAGCGGGCUGGACCUGCUGCUGGAGGCGCUGGACCGGCUGUCCGGCCGCGGCUGCUCCCGCAUCGCGGACGCUCUGCUGCAGCUCACCUGCGUGAGCUGCGUGCGGGCCGUGAUGAACGCCUCCGCCGGGAUCCACUUCAUCAUAGAGAACGAGGGAUACAUCCGGAAGCUCUCCCAAGCCUUGGACACCUCCAACACCAUGGUGAAGAAGCAGGUGUUUGAGCUCCUGGCCGCCCUCAGCAUGUUCUCUGCAGAUGGACAUCGUCUGGCUCUGGAUGCUCUGGAUCACUACAAGGGCGUGAAGACGCAGCAGUAUCGCUUCAGCGUGAUCAUGAAUGAGCUGCAGGCCACAGAUAACGUCCCCUACAUGGUCACGCUCCUGAGCGUCAUCAACGCGCUCAUCUUUGGAACCGAUGACCUCAGGCACAGAGAUAAGAUGAGAAAGGAAUUUAUUGGACUUCAGUUACUUGACAUUUUGCCAAAGUUAAGGUAA
Betta splendens (Siamese fighting fish) is the source of this 931-nucleotide messenger RNA. It is a transcript of the gene inf2, whose product is annotated as inverted formin 2. The transcript has 5 exons. Gene Ontology annotation, biological process: actin cytoskeleton organization. Gene Ontology annotation, molecular function: small GTPase binding; actin binding. Bases 221 to 931 code for a protein of 236 amino acids. NCBI's taxonomy places the organism in Eukaryota, Metazoa, Chordata, Actinopteri, Anabantiformes, Osphronemidae. The record is from RefSeq and is a predicted model, not a curated record.